Messenger RNA from Porites lobata, 1433 nucleotides. The record is from the annotation of a GenBank genome assembly. NCBI's taxonomy places the organism in Eukaryota, Metazoa, Cnidaria, Anthozoa, Scleractinia, Poritidae.
UAUAACCCGAUUUUCUACUUUCAACGUGCACACUCCUCGUUUCUAACACAAAAUCUACUGAACGGCUUGAAUUCGGAGCCCCUUUUUUCCAGCAAUGAUAAAUCGAUUUAAAUGGCGAGAGGUUUUGCGGUUGUAUCAAGGGCAUCAAGAAUUGAAGCACACCUUCAAGCGGUCAGAUGCUAGAACAACUGUAGCAGAUAACAAAAAAGGUAAAUAGUUCAAGUCAAGCGGCUUUUGAUGCCUCAUCGCUGCAAACCAAAGUGAAUUUUACCGUGAAUUGAUCACUGUAUGUCAGACUAUAGGAUCAAAUCUUCGUGUUCUGUUGCUGAAAGAAAUGGAGCCGUGUGUCUGAGCAGGUUUCGUGUAGCUUGAAACUAAUCUGGGAAUGAAGCUUUUUCUAUUCCGGUCAAGACAAGUAUGUUGAGAGUGAUUUGUUGGAUACGAAUGUGCGUGUAGUCGCUAGUUUCUUGAUCUUUCUUUCCUGGUUUUGUUGUUUAUCUGUCACGUCGCGAAAAUUCGUUAUAAAAAUCCUUAAAGUUUAAUGCACGAUGCAUUAGAUAGGACAAGAGAUCGGCGUCUGAAUCAGUGCCAUAUCGAAGUCUAAAGUCUCGGCCGAGCCAGGCGGACUGAACGGCUCCGCCGUUGCAAAUUAUAAUAGGCGUUCCUAAAACAUGCUAAAUGAUUCAAACGCCCAAAAUUCAUGUGAUCAAUUCGAUGCAUUAUAGCUACUACUGGUGGAAGUUCGAAGUUUGAACAUUUCUUAGUUUCAGUUUUUGAGUCAUGCAACCCACCUUGAAAUGCAACGCGCAAAACCUAAUCUGUAAUUCUAGGCGUCUAUGAGACAAAGAAACUGAGAAUAGAGCUGCCUGAACACCCUCAAAUGAACGACACUGACUAUUCAAGACAGAGCGUUCCCGACCCGAGGGGUUGGUCAUUAUUGGCACCUCCACAGGCUGAGCCUGCACCGCUCUAGCCCAUUUGUGAGCCGAACAUACUCUAUAGGGUAGUUUUUUCAAGUACGGUUUCCAUAUUGAUCGCUACGUUUAGCAAGUCGGCUGAGUAGACAGCGUUCAGCUAUCUCCGACGUAGGCCGUGAUCUUGCGCGAUUGCUGUGAUAGAGACCUCAACGAAGGAAAGAGAGGAAACCUGGAACGAGAAUACCGGCUGAAGCAAUAUGCUAACAUGGCUAAUGAAAGAUAAUCCUUAUUUGUUCCUCAGAUUUUCAGCUGAGUGAAAGAGAGAGAGCCUUGGCGAGCGUAGCAGAUCAAAUACGAUGUGCAGCAGAUGUUCUUCGAGCUCCUAUGAGAUUUCCAGCUCCAACGCGUCCCCUUAGCAAAGACAAGAGAGAAAGUAAAGGAACUUCACAGUCUAUAAGAAAAAACGAUGAAGUCAGCUGUUUUAUAUCAUUACUACAUAAGCAGCCUAAAAAAUAA